AUGGAAAAGUUUAGUAUUGAUUUGAAUCGUGAAACAUCAUCAACAUCUAUCUCUGAAACCCAACCCGAACAUAGUGUUGAAGGGUUGGAAAAUGUAGUUCUACAUAAUGAAGAUGAAUCAAGGCAUAAAUGUAAAGUCAAAUGGAGCAAGGAAGCCACUAUACUUCUGAUAAGUGGAUGGCUUAAUACAUCUAAGGAUGCCAUUGUGGGGAAUGACCAGACUUCUACACAUUUCUGGGCUCGAAUCGCAGAUUACUUCAACACCAACCAAAAAGUGGUUGGUCUGAUGAGCAAAUUCUUGAGAAUGCACAUCAAUUGUACAAAUCUGAAAAUAACAACUCAAAUUUUCUGCUUGUGGAGAUUGCUAAAGGAUGAGCCGAAAUGGAAUACAAUGUACCAACCAAAAGGUGGUAAGAGAACAAAGGUGUCAGAUACAGGGGCAUUUACUUCUUCUUCCAAUGCAGACAUCAGUGAUGAUGAAGUACGUGAAGUGAGCCCUACUGGCCAAAAGGCAGCAAAGAGAACAGGGAAGGAAAAAAAAGACACACAUGCUAGAUUUAUAGAGAUUAGUGAACGGAAAGCAUCUGCAUUGGAGAAAUUGGUGGCGAUAAAGAAGAAAGAGGCGACGAUAAAGGAGAAAGAGGCAGAAGAUAAUAGGAUGACAAAAUACAUGGAUUAUCUCAUCAUGGACACGUCGCAUAUGACUCGUGAACAAAAGAAAAAUCAUGAAAACUUGUGUACUUAUAUUAUGAAUAAUAUCCUGAAGUUGUAA
Humulus lupulus (European hop) is the source of this 771-nucleotide messenger RNA. Its product is annotated as glutathione S-transferase T3-like. The transcript is spliced from 2 exons. The record is from RefSeq and is a predicted model, not a curated record. The coding region runs from base 1 to 771 and encodes 256 amino acids. NCBI's taxonomy places the organism in Eukaryota, Viridiplantae, Streptophyta, Magnoliopsida, Rosales, Cannabaceae.